AUGACAGGAAGGGGUAGAGAGCUGGCAGACCUGAUGGAGAGAAGAAAGGUGGCAUGGUUGUGUGUGCAGGAGAUGAAGUGGAGUGGGAACAAGUCGAGGAACAUUGGUGCAGGGUGUAAGCUCAUCUACAGCGGAGCAAACGCCCAAGGGCGGAACGGUGUAGGCAUUGUACUGAACAUACUGGAUUGCGGAGUCAAAGGUGCCAAGAGAGGAAAACAGCGAGAAGUACCGAAAAUCAAAUGGUGGAAAUUGGAGGAGGAACAACUAAAAGAUCAGUUUAAAGAAAGAGUAAUGAAUGAGAUAACACCUAAGGAGAAUGCUAAUGAAUGGUGGAGAGAAAACAGUAACAUCAUCAGGCGCAUAGGGGAGGAGCUCCUUGGUAAAACAUCGGGUAGGGGCGCACCCCAAGAUAAAGAAUGGUGGUGGUGGAAUGAGGAAGUGCAGGAGAAAGUAAAGAAAAAGAAAGAGGCGAAGAAAAAGUGGGAUUCAUCAGGCAGCGAGGAGGAUGAGGAGGCAGCAAGAACGGCCAAGAAGGAAGCAAAGAAGGCAGUUGCACAGGCAAAAGUGAAUGCAGUAAAUGACAUCUACGAAGAAUUGGAAACACCGGUAGGAGUGAAAAAGAUCUAUAAGUUGGCGAAAAGGAGAAAUAAAGCAAAUAAAGACCUUGCACAAAUAAAACAGAUUAAAGAUGAGGAAGGAUGCGUACUAAGUGAUGAGACAGAAAUAAAGAAUAGAUGGAGGGUAUAUUUCGAAAAGCUUUUGAACGAGGAGAAUGAAAGAAGGGUUUUCGGAGAGGGGGCAGCGAACGAGAUGGAUGCACCUGAAAUUAGUAAGGAGGAGGUAAAGAGAGCCUUGAGGAGGAUAAAUAGGGGUAAGGCCACAGGACCAGUUGAAAUGCCAGCAGAAGUGUGGAAAUGUUUGGGAGAUGACGGAGUCGAGGUGCUGUGGGAUCUGUUGAGGAAGGUUUACGAGCAGGAGAAGAUACCAGAUGAGUGGAGAGAUAGCGUGAUCAUACCAAUAUACAAAGAAAAGGGUGACAUCCAAGACUGCGGGAACUAUCGGGAGAGGAUUCGAGGAACAACUAAAGUGGUGGAAAUAUUGAAGAAAGUUCAGGAGAGAAGAUUGCAGUGGAUUCGCUUUCGUCAUUUUCCUGGAGAACAGAUGAUGAAAGACCGUCUUUCCCACAGGGAACACACAGGAGGUGAUGCAGUACAUACCUGGGCAGCUAUCCAUCACGGUGAAAAAACUGCUCUUUAUAUUCUCCAAGGAAACGUCAAUGACGCCUCCUACAGGCAUCAUGUGGAGACGAUAUUUCUGCAAUAUGCUAGUGCAAGAUUUGGCAAUAACUGUGUGUUCCAGAAUGGCAAAGCAACUGCCCAUAGUGCGCGUAUUGUACAGGAUUAUCUCGACCAGGAGAACGUUACAAGAUUACUAUGGCCAGUAAAGUCUCCAGACUGUAAUCCCGUUGAGAACUGUUGGACAGAACUGAGCCCGAACAUUGCUAACCACGACACUAAACCAGCUACUGUUUGA
This is a messenger RNA of Limulus polyphemus (Atlantic horseshoe crab), 1533 nucleotides long. RefSeq lists its product as uncharacterized. Gene Ontology annotation, molecular function: nucleic acid binding. The transcript is spliced from 4 exons. Lineage: Eukaryota; Metazoa; Arthropoda; Merostomata; Xiphosura; Limulidae. The record is from RefSeq and is a predicted model, not a curated record. Bases 1 to 1533 code for a protein of 510 amino acids.